Plasmodium gonderi is the source of this 1305-nucleotide messenger RNA. RefSeq names its product variable surface protein. The coding region runs from base 1 to 1305 and encodes 434 amino acids. The transcript has 3 exons. NCBI's taxonomy places the organism in Eukaryota, Apicomplexa, Aconoidasida, Haemosporida, Plasmodiidae. The record is from RefSeq and is a predicted model, not a curated record.
AUGUAUAAUGUAGAGAAGUAUAAGUUAAUAUAUUAUGGGAGUAUUCUGAAAAGUUGGCCAGAUUAUAAUAAAAGCUUUGACUUAGAUCAAUUAUAUAAGCAUAAUUACGAAAUAAUAUGUAAUCAAAUUGAGAGUGAAAAUGGGAAUAGAAAUGAUGAUGAUAAAAAACUGUGUCAAAGCUUUUUUGGUUUUUUGGAACAUAUUAAUUAUGGAGGUGGAAAUAACAUGUACAAGGGACAUUCGGUGUGGUCUGAUUUUAUAGAAUGGGCUUAUAAAAAACAAGAAAAGCCGAAUACAUUUACAUAUGACAAUUUGGAAAAUUUCGUUAAUAAGGUUGAAGGAUUUUUUAAAAAAAGAAUGGAACCAGCGCUUGACAACACUAUUGAAAUUUUAAAUAAGGACAAUGUAAGAUUAAGAAAUUUAAUGAAAUUACACUAUUAUUUAGAAAGUGCUGGAGACAUUAAAGUUCUAAUAGAUGGUAAUCAUGGUGAAAAUUAUCCAGAUUAUUGCAAGUUCAUCAAUGAUUGUCUUGAUAUAUUUAAUGCCUAUUAUCCUGAAGUGUGUACUAAUACUCCUGAUGAUACGAAGCCUAAAAACAUAUGUAAACUUUUGGAAAGAUUUAAGGAUCAUUAUGAGAAUAUAAUGUAUAAAGCGUUACGAUAUAGACAAGCCCUUAUUAAAGACGACCAUACUGACAUAUUUUCAAAUAGGGUUCUUUGUAGGGUGAAUAAAAAGGAGUAUAGUGCACAUCCUAUUGCAAGUUUUAUUAAUGCAGCCAAAAGUGCAAAUUCUCCAUUAUUUAACAAAAUUAUGAUAAGUUCCUUUUCUGUAUUGGGAUUCCUUUUGAUUUUCUUCGUUUUGAUAAAGUUAAUUAUAAAAAACGGGCAUCAUCAUUAUCAUCAUCCCAUCAUUAUCAUCUCAUCAUUACUAUCAUCUCAUCUUUACUAUCAUCUCUGUAUAAAUUUUCUCGCCGCGCAGGUUACACCCCUAGAAUCCCUGAUUUUUGGUAAAGAACGAAGCAGUAGAAGAAGAUGGAGAAAGGGUCCAGCAGAAGAAUACGAGGACGAAUUCGAGUCUUCAGAUCAGUAUUCAUACGGAUCCUCAGAUAAACACUCAUACGAAUCAUCAGAUCAGUAUUCAUACGAAUCAUCAGACCAGUAUUCAUAUGAAUCAUCAGACCAGUAUUUAUAUGAAUCAUCAGACCAGUAUCCUUACAAAUCAUCAGACCAGUAUUCGUACCAAUCCUCAAAUCAGUAUAAUUCACGUGGCCAAGAUUUCGAUGAUUAUUUUUCCAAUGCAUCUUAG